AACGCGAGCGUGACAAGUUUUGACUCGGAUUUUUUAGAAAUUUCUCGAAAAAAGUAGUCAAAAUGAAGAUCGAAGAAGUAAAAAGUACCACUAAAACCCAGCGGAUAGCUACCCACAGUCAUAUUAAAGGACUUGGGUUGGAUGAAACUGGCGCAGCGAUUCAAUCUGCUGCUGGAUUGGUCGGCCAAGAACUUGCUCGUGAGGCGGCUGGUGUUAUUGUCGAACUUAUCAAAAGCAAGAAAAUGGCAGGUCGGGCUGUUCUCCUUGCAGGUCCACCAGGAACUGGGAAAACUGCCAUAGCUCUGGCAAUAGCACAAGAACUUGGGAGCAAAGUUCCAUUUUGUCCGAUGGUUGGAAGUGAGGUGUAUUCUUCUGAGAUCAAGAAGACAGAGGUUUUGAUGGAGAAUUUCCGCCGUGCCAUUGGUCUGCGAAUCAAGGAAACUAAGGAGGUGUAUGAAGGAGAGGUGACAGAGUUGACACCUGUUGAGACGGAGAACCCAAUGGGAGGUUAUGGUAAGACAGUAAGCCAUGUUGUGAUAGGCCUGAAGACAGCCAAGGGAACAAAGCAGCUUCGCCUGGAUCCUUCCAUCUAUGAGAGUUUACAGAAGGAGAAGGUGGAGGUUGGAGAUGUCAUCUACAUUGAGGCCAACAGUGGAGCAGUCAAGAGACAAGGUCGAUCUGACACAUACGCCACAGAGUUUGACCUGGAGGCUGAGGAGUAUGUGCCGCUCCCCAAGGGAGAUGUCCACAAGAAGAAAGAAGUCAUUCAAGAUGUCACACUUCAUGACUUAGACAUUGCUAAUGCACGGCCGCAGGGAGGUCAAGAUAUCAUCUCCAUGAUGGGACAGCUUAUGAAACCAAAAAAGACAGAGAUUACUGACAAAUUACGAAAGGAGAUCAACAAAGUGGUGAACAAGUACAUUGACCAGGGUAUUGCUGAGCUGGUGCCUGGAGUGUUGUUCAUUGAUGAGGUCCACAUGUUGGACAUCGAAUGCUUCACAUACCUACACAGAGCAUUAGAGUCCUCCAUCUCACCUAUAGUUAUCUUUGCCACCAAUAGAGGGAAAUGCUUAAUCAGAGGAACAGAAGAUAUUUUGUCACCACAUGGAAUGCCCCUUGAUUUGUUAGACAGAGUGAUGAUUAUCAGAACACUGCCGUAUUCCAAGGACGAGAUGGCACAGAUUAUUAAGAUUCGAGCACAGACUGAGUCGAUUAGUGUGACUGAAGAUUCAUUAGCAGCUCUGGCUGACGUUGGUGUGAACUCAACUCUAAGGUAUUCUGUACAGCUUCUGACACCAGCAAAACUCCUCGCCAAGAUCAAUGGAAAAUCAGAUAUUUCUCGAGAAGAUAUUGAGGAAAUCAACACACUCUUUUUCGAUGCCAAGUCCUCAGCAAAGAUUCUCGCUGCACAUGAGGAUAAAUAUAUGAAAUAGGAGACACUGACAAGCCUAUAGACAUUUGAGAUUGUGAUCAGAGCAAUACCAUUCUUUUUAUCUCUACAGUAUACUUGAGUUCCUGUCAUUGAUCUGGUUCUUCAAAUUGUUUUGUACCUCUUGUUGUGUUUCAUUCAUGCUGUACCUGAUUAUUACAUUUCUUUCUACACUUAUCCAUGGAGAUGGAACAAAACCAAAGGCACCAUGCUACCUGGUUUCUCAAGAUGCUAGAUCGUUUUGGUCACAUUCUUUGUUGGUUUUUGCAUAUUUUUUUUCUUGAAAUAAAUUGUCCAUAAUAUUUUAUACAAACAGUUGUUAGGAUUCAUUUAUCAGUUGUGGGUAGGUACAGAGCUCAGCUAUCACAAACUGAGGCAAUCUGUCCAACUUAAAGAGAAUCACAU
Messenger RNA from Lineus longissimus, 1834 nucleotides. RefSeq names its product ruvB-like 1. NCBI's taxonomy places the organism in Eukaryota, Metazoa, Nemertea, Pilidiophora, Heteronemertea, Lineidae. Gene Ontology annotation, biological process: box C/D snoRNP assembly; regulation of transcription by RNA polymerase II; chromatin remodeling. Gene Ontology annotation, cellular component: NuA4 histone acetyltransferase complex; Swr1 complex; Ino80 complex. The transcript is spliced from 8 exons. Gene Ontology annotation, molecular function: DNA helicase activity; ATP binding; ATP hydrolysis activity. The record is from RefSeq and is a predicted model, not a curated record. Bases 63 to 1433 code for a protein of 456 amino acids.